AUGCCGAAUACUAAAAUUGUCCACGUUCCCCAUUUAGGCGGAAUCGACGCCGCCUAUCAGAUGCCCGAGUAUGAUCCAGCCAAGCCAACGGUUGUCCUCGUGAACGCCUUCACCGCUACAUCUGAGUUAUACAGACAGCAAUUUGAUGAUCCCCAGCUUGCCGCCAAGGUGAACCUGGUGGCUAUCGAGCUCCUUGGACAUGGUCAGACACGCACGUCGUCUGAGCAGUGGACGUACUGGGACACAGCUGAGAUGAAUCUCCAAGUCUUGGAUGCUUUGGGAAUUGCCAGGGCCUUUGUGUUGGGCACUAGUCAAGGAGGCUGGGUCACCGUUCAAAUGGCCCUGCUUAGACCAGAAAUGAUUGCGGGUAUCAUCCCCCUGGGGACGUCAAUGGAUUCAGAGUCAGAUCGCAGUCGAAAACUUGAUUGCUGGGACGGCUUAAAAGUCGUGUCUGACUUCGUGAAUCAAUGGACUGUCAGUAAACCAGUGCCUAACUUUGAGCCCGGGGAUGACUACUGCGAUGCACUGAUUGGAGUCGGUUUCAAUGAGUGCUCUGCCGAGGUUCACGACUUCUGGCGCGACUCCAUCAAAUCGAACUAUCGUGGAGAGGACGGUCGCAAACGUCUUCGGAUGGCUGCGAUCAACUUGGCAGAGCGUGGAUCAAUGCAUCUUCGGCUGGCGGACGUUCGCUGCCCGGUUCUAUGGCUUCAUGUAGGUGUAUGA
Messenger RNA from Penicillium longicatenatum, 723 nucleotides. Its product is annotated as alpha/beta fold hydrolase. Bases 1 to 723 code for a protein of 240 amino acids. The transcript is spliced from 2 exons. NCBI's taxonomy places the organism in Eukaryota, Fungi, Ascomycota, Eurotiomycetes, Eurotiales, Aspergillaceae. The record is from RefSeq and is a predicted model, not a curated record.